GAUUGCCAUGAGGAUAAGGAGAAGAGCUUAAAUAGAGAUGAAGCAACUCUAAAUCUCUUCCCAGAUUACUAUCCCCAGACCACAGUCGUCUUGUCCUCUCUAUACUUUAUCUUAACAAUAGCAUCACCAUGCCUUCUUUCAAAAUCCUCGCCGCCUCGCUUUUCCUAGCUGCAGGAACCAUCGCCAGCCCUGUCCAGUCUAGCGAUAUCAGCCUUGUUCCUCGGCAACAAUGCAGCGGCAUCGUAGGAACCAUAUACACUGGCACCGCGUGCUUUAACUUUUCCGGGGAGGAGGUUGGAGUAUGUGCCAACAGCAUUACGUGUCAAAACACGGACGAUCAGACCGGCACAGGUGGUAUCGGAUCGAUCGAGCUUUCAAGUAACGCCUGCGAGAUUAAGAUUUUCAGCGAGCCUGACUGCGGAAACCCGGACGCACCAUUUACCAUCUCACGUGGCAACAGUCCGGGCAACUGUUACCCAACCCCUUUCCGAGGACACUCGUUUUCUGUGGAGUGUUAG
Molecule: messenger RNA, 518 nt
Organism: Daldinia vernicosa
Lineage: Eukaryota; Fungi; Ascomycota; Sordariomycetes; Xylariales; Hypoxylaceae
Exons: 2
Coding region: 129-518 (129 amino acids)
Source: RefSeq, a predicted model, not a curated record